AUUCUUUCCGAACCACAAGAUAAUAAAGGCACCAAGAUAUAGAUUCCAGUCUGGAAGACAAUAUCUGCUUUGCUUUACUUUCCUUUUUCUUUCUUUCAUCCUAGUCCUCUUUCUAUUGACUCUAUUCCUACUUCUCAUACUCAACAUCACACUGUUGACCAUAAUAAUACUCUCCUCUCCUCUCUCCCAAGAAAAAAAAAAAAAAAAGAAUACUACUUACUUCACAAUGGCAGACUCCAAGGCCUCGGCAUACUCAACUGACCCCGCCCUCUACAUGUACACUUCCUUAACUGCUGGAUCGUCCCAUAUCGUCACAGCUACCUCGCGACUAGAGACUAUCCUACGCGCCAACAAGGUUCCCUUCAAAGCUAUAGAUAUAGCUACCGAUGAAAAAGCGCGUAUGUUUUGGGGCCGUAGGGCAGGCAAGGAUGAAUCUGGACGACUACGCAAGAUGCCCGGUCUAGUGCAGAUGGGCUUGGUUCUUGGUGACUUGGUAGAGAUCGAGGAAUGGAACGAAUAUGGCGAACUAAAGCAGCAUGUCACAAUCUAUUACGACGACUUCACCAUCCCGCCCAUAAGCCAAGCACCACCGGCAGGCCCUUCCGCCGCACCCAAAGGUAUCCAGUCAGUAUUAGCACCGAGCGCCGCUACUGCCGCCGCUGCCGCCGCAAGCACUGCUGCGAGCACUCCCGCGCCCCCAGCACCUGAAGCACCUGCGGCACCUGCACCGCCCCCAGCGCCUCCAUUGCCGACAGACGAUAAACCAAAAGCAGCCGAGCCGUCCAUCGUCAAAAAGGCCCCCACAACAGCAGCCACGGCGGCAAGUGCUGCCCCCAAACCCCGCAGCAUUGCCGAGGAGGCCGCGCAGAAAGCGAAGCAGGUGCAUCUAGACAGCCUGCGAGCUAAGGUCCACGGGAGGAAGGAUGACAAGGAAAAGGAGAAGGAGAAGAAGAAGGACGAAGAUACCAAGUCUACCAAAUCUACCAUCACCCCCCUCACCAGAACCACUAGCACCGCCAGCACCAGCACCGCCAAUACCGCUGCUAGUAGCAGCAAGAGUAGUGUUAGCAGUUCCGCUACCAAGAAGACAAUCCCCGUCAAGACUACAACUAAAGCGAAGGAAGUAUCAAAACCUAAGGAUGUAGCAAAAUCUAAAGAGAUAGCUAAACCUAAGGAGGUGGCUAAGCCAAGGGAUACGUCUAGAGCUAGGGAACCAGUUAAAGCCAAGGAGGUGGCUAAACCCAGAGAUGUUUCGAGGGCUAGAGACCUGUCCAAACCUAGAGAUGUUUCGAGGACCAGAGACCUAUCUAGGCCUAGAGAUGUUUCAAGGACUAGAGACUUGUCUAGGCCUAGAGAUGCUUCGAGGACUAGAGACCUGACCAGGCCUACAGCCACAUCCAAAUCCAAGGAAGUACCAAAAGCGAAGGUUACGGUUAAACCCAAGACUACAGCCUCAUCGUCUACCGCCAAGUCAACCACCAAGUCUACCGCCAAGCCAGCUGCCAAGUCAACCGUCAAGUCAACCGUCAAGUCAACCACCAAGGGUCUGGGUUCUCUCUCGAUAUCAGGGAGCAAAUCACCGGCAGUAGCGGCGCCGGCGCAGAAACCAUGCAGAUCGGGCCUGCAGUCGUCGAAGCCCGGAACGUCGCGCAUCCGCACCCCGUCCAGAGAACCGCCGCGCACCGCCGCUACGCGUGCCGUGUUGCAGAGCUCGAGGAGCAGCACCCCCAAGGCCGGCGACGCUAAACCUAGCCCCCUCAAGAGCGCGUCCCCCGAGGAAACUGCGACCACCGAGAAAGCGGAAGUUAACCCUGAGGCAUCGAGCUCCGAGGACGAUGAUGAUGAAGACGACGAGGACGACGAGGAAGAUGAGAAAGAUGAUGAGAAGGAAGAAGAUGAUGACGACGACGAUGAUGAUGACGAUGACGAGGAAGAGGAGGACGAAGAGGAGGAGGAGGAGGAGGAGGAGUCUCCUGCUUCCGAGGAGAAAGGGGAGCAGAGUGCGGCAAAGAAAAAGUGAUUCGUGUGGUACCUAUUCUCCUGCCUACAACCUAGGGGGUAGAAUAGGCAUGCCUCUUUCUUGACUUUUCUGUCGCAUCUACCUACCUAUCUACUUAAAUAGGUAGGUAGGUAGGUAGAUACGAUGGGGGACGAAAGAAAGAGAGGAAGAUGAAGCAGAAGAAGAAGAGAAGGUGUAAUGAUGCAGAAAUAAAGGGGGAGAAGGAGGCGGCGGCGGCGGUCUGCUAUUAUUAGAUUUAGAUGCCAAAGUUGCGAAGAUCAGAGUAGAGAUCAAGUCAAGAUUAGAGGGAGAGAAAGAACGAAAGAAUGAAAGAAGCAAGGGGAAAGUAGAGUAGGGGGAGUAGGAGUAGGGGAGAGUAGAGGCGGGGAAUAGGAGAGAGAGGCGGGGAAUAGGAGGAGAAGUGAGGAAAAUCUGUCGUUGUAAUAGCAAAAGAAGUAAGGAGACAGUUUAGAGAAAAGGGGAGGGGGAGUAAGGGGAGAGGCGAGAAGAGAAGGGAGAGGAACAGAGAGAGAAAGAGAAAGAGAAAGGGGGAGAUUUUAGGAGAACAUCAAUUCCACUCCAUCAACUUCCUUCCGUAGUAGCAAAGUCAAUCCAUCCAUCCAUCCAUCCAUCUAUCUAUCUAUCAAUUAAUUCAAUAGGUACCCCAGAUAGAUAAAUAAUAUACCUACCUAAUUUAUAU
Molecule: messenger RNA, 2699 nt
Organism: Hypoxylon fragiforme
Lineage: Eukaryota; Fungi; Ascomycota; Sordariomycetes; Xylariales; Hypoxylaceae
Exons: 2
Coding region: 227-2020 (597 amino acids)
Cellular component (GO): cytoplasm
Source: RefSeq, a predicted model, not a curated record